Molecule: messenger RNA, 4891 nt
Organism: Ahaetulla prasina
Lineage: Eukaryota; Metazoa; Chordata; Lepidosauria; Squamata; Colubridae
Gene: SELENOT
Product: selenoprotein T
Exons: 6
Biological process (GO): cell redox homeostasis
Cellular component (GO): endoplasmic reticulum membrane
Molecular function (GO): thioredoxin-disulfide reductase (NADPH) activity
Source: RefSeq, a predicted model, not a curated record
UUGGCGGAAGCUUUCCACACCCGGGCCCAGAGGAUCGGCGGGGAGGGGGGGGAGGGGAAGCCGUUCUGGGUCCAGAGGGCAGCGGGAGCAAGAUGAAGCCGUCCCUGGCGCUGCUGUUGCUGGUGGCGGUGGCCUUGAGCGGCGCUGGGGCUCAGCCGGGCGGUCUACCGCCUGGGAAGAAACUACGCAUGGCCUACGCCACCGGGCCGUUGCUCAAGUUCCAGAUCUGUGUUUCCUGAGGAUACAGGCGGGUGUUUGAAGAGUACAUGCGGGUUAUUAGCCAGCGGUACCCAGACAUCCGCAUUGAAGGGGAAAACUAUCUUCCCCAACCUAUAUAUAGACAUAUAGCAUCUUUCUUGUCAGUCUUCAAAUUAGUGCUAAUAGGCUUCAUUAUUGUUGGCAAGGAUCCUUUUGCUUUAUUUGGCAUGCAAACUCCAAGUAUCUGGCAGUGGGGACAAGAAAAUAAGGUAUAUGCUUGUAUGAUGGUUUUCUUCCUGAGCAACAUGAUUGAGAACCAGUGUAUGUCAACAGGUGCAUUUGAAAUAACUUUAAAUGAUGUCCCAGUGUGGUCUAAGCUGGAAUCUGGGCAUCUUCCUUCCAUGCAGCAACUUGUUCAAAUCCUUGAUAAUGAAAUGAAACUCAAUGUGCAUAUGGAGCAAAUGCCACAUCAUAGAUCAUAGCCCCAUUCAUCAGUACUGAAAACUUCUUACAUUAAGUGAUACUUUCCAAAGGCAACAUGAAUGAAAUAAAUGAAGGUCUGUACUGAAGACAGAAAGCUGUUGGUACAGGCUGGAUGAUCUACUUGUCUUCAUGUUGUACCUUCUGAAAAACUUAAUGCAAGAUCCCUUUUCAGUGCUGGUAUGUGUCGAAGAACUGCACAUUCAAGGAGUGCAAUAAUAUUGUAUAGUUUUUUUUAAAGUAAUUUAGCCAGUUCAGUUUUAGAAAAAAAUGCAGGUAUUAACUUGAUUACAAGUUUUUGCUUUUGAUUAGAUCCAGACUAAGUUGCAUUUUAGACUUAUUAAAUUUAGUGUGGAUUAAAUGCAACCAGUGGAGUCUUGAUCUAACUCUUUAUAUUCAUGUCUAUUAAGGUGGCAAAAUUAGUUAAUAUUCUAAUAUUUUCCCUGGGAAAAAGUCAUUUGCUUUAUGUGGCCUUUAUAGAAUAUUUGUGGUUUAAAAUCAAUCUUGAGAAGUACUGGCUGUCUUUUAAACUGGUUUGGAUAAUUGAUGGCUGACGAACAAUACUGAUUUGGUUAUGUAAGUUUUGUAUAUUUUCAGAGUAUAUUGCUGAGUGAAUGGUGCAUUGUAAAACUAAAUUAUAUAAACAAAUUAUAUGCAGAGUAACUUACCUUCUAUGUCAUGACUUCAGAAGACCAAGUGAUGUUCAGAUUCCCUUAACAAGUUGAAGUCUCUUUCCUGGCCCAAAUUGUACGAUCAAGUAAUCGGCCUUUAUGCUCUCAUAAAUAUGAACUAAGUAAACUAAUUUAAAUAAAGAAAUUUCAUUUACUGUGAGUAAAUCAGCUUAAAUCACUUGAUAAACUUAUCUGAAUAAUAUAUUGAAGAAAGAAGCAAAAGUAAUUUCAUAUAUAUUAUGGAUGUUUGGAAUCUCCCUACAUAAUCUUUGGCAUUACUCAAAACUUUCAUAAAUCCAAAAGGCGAUCCCACUUUCUUAAAGGAUAAUAUUUUUAGACCAGACAUUGAAAAACAAAAAUUAUUUUUGAACUAUGUGAACUUUUAAUUUUAAUUCAUUGAAGAAAAGGUUUUUCAUUGAGUAAGUUUAUUUCCGACAAAAUGUACUCUGGCUCCAGCCACAAUUCUUUCAAAUGUGCUGCAGCCACUAUUGGUUCCCAUGUUAUUCUUUUGAGUAGCAAAUAUUCAAAUACAUUUGUAGUAACAAAUAAGGUUAAAAAUGUAGAAAAAAGGGUUGUACUUUCCAUUUAUAAUGUCCUCCAUGUAUAUAAACAGUUUUGGAUUCAGAAAACAUAUAAUCAUACGUGGACUUAUAAUUAUUUUGAUUUGCUAAGUUGUAAAUUUGCAUAGCUUCUUAUACGGUUUAAGGUUCUUUUGAGUUCUCAUUUGGUGAUGUUUUAAGACUGAAAUUCUUUUACAAUAGCACAAAAAGAAAAAAACAGUAUACUGGUAAUCUAUGAUAGUAUCUUUCUAAGGCCAACAAGAUCUAAAAUUUGGAUAUUUUGAUCUUCCAGAAUUCUUUGCUUAAUAGAAUAAUAAAUAAAUAAAUAAAAAUAUGCUAUUUUUAGGCUGUUUAAAGUCCUAGUAAUAAUCAUCUACAAAUAUAAUAUCUACAAAGCCAAAUUUUCCUUGAGUUGAGCUUAACAUAUCAAUGGUAUUUUUUCCACAACUAUACUGAAAUGGUUUGCCAUUGUGAAUUUUGGGACUUGUUUGUGGCUUUCUUGGCCUUUCAUGUUGGUCCUCUGAGUACUAACUAUUUCUGAUCAACAUAAUUCUGUAGAUAGCAAACAACAUCUAGAUACCUAUUUCAAAUUGUCUCUUGUGAUUGCUGGCAAAUAAGUUUUUUAUUAUUAUUAUACUAUUUGGAAGUCCAGGAGAGCACAACUUGCUAUUUUGGUUGUUAAUUAUUACUCUUACGGUUAACAUAUAAUCAUAAUUAAAGAAACUUUUAGUUUAAAAGUUGGUGGUGAUGAAGAGUUCCAAUGCAAUGCAAUAAUUUCAUUAUUGUUGUUGUUGUUAUUUGUGUUAUAUGCCACAUGACUCCAAAUGUCUGGGCAGCUCACAACUUAAAAACAAAAUAACAAAUAUGCAAUCAACAAUAAAUAAGAUGGUGAAUAACAAGCAUGUAACAUACUCAACAUGGAAAUCUAACCACCCUAGCUCGAAAUCUGGGAGCCUUAAGCUGCCAAUUCUUAAGAUUUUAUGUUGCUACUGAACUUUUUCAUGUUUGUCUUUUAUAGGCUGACAUUUGGUUUCCCUAUUCCAAAGUAUAAUGCUAUCUUAUUAUUUAACAUUGUUCAGUGGCAUCUUCUGGAGAAAACAGGUUUCUACUCCCGCCUCCACUCAAAUAUCAAUUUACAUUAGGAAACAUGCAGAGCUCAUGUGUGACAAAAUUACUUUUGGGUUUGUGGUAGAAAAUAAAGCUUGCUCUGCAAAAUGAUAUUGCACACUGGUGUCUCCAAAGCGAAAGCAUUGACAUGAUGGGCCCCCAGAUUUUUAAGAAUAGAAUGGACAUUUUGCAGUAGCACUAUUUUAAUAAACAUCAGUACAGGUAGUACUCGACUUAUGACCACAAGUGACCCCCAAAUUUCAGCAAGACAUUUGUUAAGUAAAUUGUGCCUCAUUUUAUUAGGUCACAGUUUCUUGCCACAGUUGUUAGUUAUUAUUGUAAGUUAGUAACACGGUUAAGUACAUUUGCCUUCUCCAUUGAUUUUGCUUACGAGAUCACAGAAGGUGACCCAGGACAUUGCAACUGUCAUAAAUAAAUGCCAGUUGCCAAGCGUCUGAAUUUUAAUCACAUGGCCACAGGGAUGCUGCAAUGUCCGUAAGUGUGGAAAAUGGUCAUAAGUCACUUUUAUCAGUGUUGUAACUUCGAAUGAUCACUAAAUGAGUGGUUGUAAGUUGAGGACUGCCUGUAAUGUUGUGACUAUUAAUUCUGAUUUCUUACAUAGUUGCACAAGCUUCACAGAUACUUCUUUCUACUCUUAUUUCAAAAUUAAUUCCUUGUAAAAAGCUGGUUUUUUAAUAGUUUUUCAAGAUUGUUGAAGAAUUAUGAGAUGCUUAAUGCUCAGAGAGCUUGGUUGUUUUCUUGCAGACAUUUCAUUACCAUCAUGCUAGCACCGAUGAUGUUAUCAGUUUGGGUAAUGAAACGUCUGCAAGAAAACAACCAAGCUCAGAGCACCAACGACGCCUCCUUUCAACACUGAGCUAAAAAUAUUACCGUUGAUUGUAAAGAAUUAUGUUUUCAAAAAUAAAUUUCUGAAACCUAAAACAUUGAGUCACAGUACAGCAAACAUUAAUGAACACAUGUGUUUACUUAUUUGCAAUUAGUUUUCCAUAUACCUACAGUAUUUUAGUAGGUUUUUGAAUGGGGGUAAAAUUGCAGAACGAUUGAGAUUCUUCCUCAACCAAAACAAAUUUAAAAAAUCCAAACAACCAGCAUGGAAAAAGAACUAAUUAAAAGUAUUUUAAAGUAUACAAAGAAAUAAUAAAAACAAAUUUUGAUGGCAUAUUGAUCCAACUCAUUUAAAACUUCAAGUGAUUUUAUGAAAAUUAGGCAGUUCCAAUGAUAUAUAAAGAUUUUUUAAAAGUCUACUUAAUUCAGGUCAGUUAUGAUGGAAAAUUCAUUAUGGUCUGUGGACUUAUAACCCUUUUGGUUUUGUUCAGUCUAUGUGAUGCCUACUGUAAACUCUGUGAGAAAGACUUAGGUUGAAAUACAUUUGGGAUUUUUGUCUUCUUUUAAAAUCAGGAUUAAGUAUUGCUUGGCAUAUAUAUUGCACAUGUUUAUGUGAUAUGUUCAUACACGGUGUAUUUUUUUAAAUUAGUGUGCCAUAACUUUUGCUGAGCUAAUAACAGAUAUUUCUCUGCAUCCUCAAAUAUAUUUUGCUAUUGCUAUGAAAAUUACUGGUUUAAUCAUAGGAUAUAUAGUAAUGUGUUUUGGUUUCUGUAAUAUUCCCACUUUUAUAAUUUAUUUCAUUCAGAAUACGUAUCUUUUUCUCUUGUUCCAAAUUUUAAACUUCUCAUUUUUUUCAAAUUCUAUGUAAUACAUCAUUGUUAAAUCUCAUCUCAGGGAAGAAAUAAAUAUAUAAAGCUUAACUACACAAUAGCCAAUCAAAAUAGAGUUUCUGCUUUUUUAUAUAAUUAGCUUUACAUUUUACUAUAUAUCAAAACUGUUGGAUUUCAAUAAAACCUAAGUCUUUCAAUA